AUGGAUGAAGCUACAGUCUGGAUUAAGCAGGAAACUGAUCAAAGCUUAAUAAAUGGCAAUUCCCAAACUAACUCAAGCCAGAAUGAAGAAAGAGGAUAUGAGAAAGAGCACGAAAAAGAGGAUGAGGGGGUCCAGAAUGAUGGAAUUGUUUCAUUUUAUGAAAACCAAAAUAUUUUAGAUACUUAUUUUGAUCAUUCUGAGGCUCAAGAGCUUAGGGAUCUUGGGGUUUCUUUGGUGGAUGCAAAUGAAGUGAGUAAUACUAUUUUUGAGCAAGUAAAGUCUCACUUUAAUACAUCAAAUAAACCAUCAAAAGAAAAAGAAACCAAAGGUCUUGGUAACUCCUCUUUGAAUAGAGAUGCUUUGCUUGGAUUUGGAGAAGAAGCUUCAAGAUCCACCUUAAUUAAAACCGAGGCAGGUAACAACGAUGUUCAACAAGGUCAUAUUUCAGAGGAACAAGAAUCAAUGUAUGAAUCAAUUAAUGAUCUCGUGCCUGACUCUAGGCCAGAUUCUGAACUUGAACCUAUCUUUGGAGACAUUAUUGAGAUGGAUACCUUAUUAGAUGAAGGUUUUGAAGUAAAGGAUGAUAUAGACUUAGAGAGGUACAGGAAUAGAGUAUUCAAAAGCAGAAAUAAGAUUAACCAGACGGUUGGAAGUAGCCGUACUAACAUUAGCAACUACAGUGAAAACAAUACUAAUGUUGAAACAAGUAACUUGAAGAUAAUAAAGAUUUCAAGAGAUUCAGAGAACAACCAACUAUUUAUUUGGGACAAGAUUUGGAAUGCUUUAUAUCCACACCAGAAGGAGGGAGUUCUUUGGAUGUGGGGUUUGUAUUGUAAUAACCAUGGAGGGAUAUUAGCAGAUGAAAUGGGAUUAGGAAAGUCAAUCACAGUGGCAUCAUUUAUUGCUGCACUAUUUAUUACAUUUAAACGUAACCAAGAAACCAUUCUGGGAGAUGAAUCAAGUUUAUUUAAUAUUAAAUCUCAAGUAAAAUCUGAGUCAGACUUGAAUUUAGAAACAAUCCCGAGGUUUACUGGUGGAUAUCAUAAGGUACCGAACAUUAAGAAUGAAACAGAAUUAAUUAAGGAUUUACCAGGUGAAUCUUCACUCUUAAGAUCUCUAAGCUUUGUAGAAUAUGAAUCUAAUUUUGAGACAAAUAACUGUAAGAUGGUACUUUUGGUACUUCCAGCUACUCUAAUUUCCCAUUGGAUUGAAGUAUUUAAUAGAUGGUACUAUCCAAUAAGAAUAAUUUUAUUUCAUGGAAAAGGGGAAAGUGAAAGAAGAGUAAUGUUUGAAAAACUCAGAGAGGUGGAAAAAGCAAGUACAGAGCUUUUGGUAAUUACAACUUAUGAAACUUUGAGACGUAAUUUGCAAAAAUUGAGACAAAUAAACUGGUUUUAUGUCAUUUUGGACGAGGGACAUAAAAUCAGAAAUCCUGAUUCUGGAAUUACUUUGGCUGUAAAAUCUUUAGGUACUUGUAAUAGGCUUUUAUUAUCUGGUUCGCCAAUACAAAAUGACCUAAAGGAAUUAUGGAGUCUCAUAGAUUUUGUUUAUCCAGGAAAGCUUGGGACACUACCUGUAUUUGAACAACAAUUUGUGAUUCCCAUAAAACAAGCAGAGCUGAAGAAUGCUGCAAAAGUUCAAACCAUGAGAGCUUUUAAUUGUACUCGAAUUCUUCAGGAACUAAUUAAAACUUGCAUUUUGAGAAGAAGGAAACAUGAGUUACAGGACGUUUUAAAGCUUCCAUCUCAAGCAGAACAUGUGCUAUUUUGUAGCUUAACUUCUGUACAAUAUGAUGUUUACUGUAAUUGUUUGGAUCUUCUCCAGGCCAAACAGCUGGUAAAGAAUAAGAUGUAUGGGAUUUCAAAGUAUUUUGCUCUAUUAAACAUAUUAAGAGAAGUAUGUAACCAUCCAGAGUUGUUAAAAUUGGUUAGAAGACAAAACAAGAAUGGAGAAAUAGAUUCAGAUUUUGACUUUUAUGAAGACCAAGAGGAUGAAAAUAGUUUUAAUGGAGAGAUAAGAUGGAAUAGAGCUUUAAGAAGCAGAGGGUCCGAUAAUGAUUUAACACAAAGUAAUAUGUUUCUAAAUUUAAAUGUGGAAUCAAAUGAUUCACAUUCACAAAGGAUUAUAAGUGUGGAUGGGAAAGAUAGUGGAAAAUAUCAGGCAUUAAUGUCUAUAUUAAAGCUUUGGAGAGAUAAGAAAGAACACAGAGUUCUUAUUUUUACACAAGGAGUAAGGACUUUGAAGUUGCUUUCUGGCCUUUUAGAGAAAGAUCUUGAUUUGAGACCCAAUAGAGAUGUUUUAACUUUAGAUGGUUCAACUCCUUUAAGUACUAGAUUUUCACUAGUAAAAAGAUUUAAUCAAGAUUCAUCUAUCUUCUUAUUCAUUUUGACAUCCAGAGUAGGAGGGGUUGGAUUAAACAUUAUUGGAGCAAAUAGAGUGAUCCUAUAUGAUCCUUGGUGGAAUCCUAUGACAGAUAUUCAAGCUAAAGAAAGAUGUUGGAGAAUUGGGCAAAAAAAGGAAGUAAUAGUUUACAGAUUAAUCACAAGAGACACUAUAGAAGAGAAGAUUUUCCAAAGACAACUAUUUAAGGAGUUUAUUGCAAAGCAGAUACUUAAGGACCCAAAGAAUCAAUCAAGCUUAAACUGGACAAAUUUUAAUGAGUUGAUUAAAAAACCUAGAAAGCCAAAAAAUUAUGUUUCUAAUCCAAAACUGGUUUCUAGCUAUGUAAAGAAUAUCAAAAACAUUUGGGGAGGAAAAACAAGACAAAGGAAGGACGGAAACACUUACAACAGCUACUUUGAUGACUUUGACUCAUCUGACAAAACAGGAUAUAAUGAAUAUAACAAUCAUAGAUUUAGCAAUUCAUGCAAGAAGGAAGUCAUGAAUGAUGAACUUAAUCUUUUUGGAGAGAUAACUUGUGAUGCUAAAUCCGAACACAAUGCCAUUAUGAGCAUUUUAGGAGACAAUAAUGACGAUAAUUUAAUUUCCAAUAGUAUUGGAAGUUCUGGUAAAAACAAUCUGUCACAGAAUUCACACAAUGGAAGUGUUACAUAUUCAUUCAGCAACUCCAUGAAUGAUGAUUUGACAGAAGCUACCAAUGAAAUUAUUAAAACUUCUGUUGAACUUAUCAGACAAUCAGAAAUUGAAAGAAGCAAUUAUGAUUAUAGUGUUCCCACAUGGACCGGUAAAUCAGGUCAGGCGGGCGCGCCAAGUUCUAUUAUUUUACGGAAUUUAAAACGUCAGAGAGUCUCACAAGGGGGAAAUGCAUGGAAUUCCCAGGAGGGUGAGGAGGCUAAACAAAUAGGUGGGUGGGAUGAGGGGUCGAUAAGAAGAAGGUUAACGGAAUAUUUUUUAAAGAGAGAAAGACUUGGGAUAAAGACAAGCACAGAAGACUUAUUGGGUAGUUUUGGAGAGUUGAUCCCAGACUCAAAUCAUGGUUUAUUUAAGAAAAUCUUAAAACAGAUUUGUACAUUAAAUAAGUCAAGCAGUGGGUCUAGUAAGGAUAAUUAUUGGGUUUUGAAGAAGGAUAAUUCUAAAAUACCUUUUUUUUAA
Molecule: messenger RNA, 3552 nt
Organism: Cryptosporidium ubiquitum
Lineage: Eukaryota; Apicomplexa; Conoidasida; Eucoccidiorida; Cryptosporidiidae
Exons: 1
Coding region: 1-3552 (1183 amino acids)
Biological process (GO): transcription-coupled nucleotide-excision repair
Cellular component (GO): nucleus
Molecular function (GO): ATP binding; ATP-dependent chromatin remodeler activity
Source: RefSeq, a predicted model, not a curated record